AUGGCCGAUGCCAACACCCAAAGCUCACGUCGCGGUUGUCGCCCGAGGAAACGAGCACGCAUCGACAGCUACCUUGAGGACCUGUCCCCGGCUGAAGAAUCAAAUGAGACAGCUGAGGUCGUUCCAGAGGCUCCCCCGACCAAGAAGAAAGGCCCCGAGCAAGGGAACGAGAGGCAUAUGCCUUGCGGCCCAUGCGUCACCAGGGCUUUCACUACACCGGGACAGAAAUGCUACAACCAAGGUGGACUUGGCGUUGCGUGUUGGCAAUGCGCAAAGAAUAAUCAUCAGAAGACAUGUGUUCCUGUUCCCUUGCAUAUCCACUCUAAGCUUAAAGCUUGGUGGGACCAGAACCGUACCGAGAAAGAGGACGAUAGCCGUACCAAGGCGUUCGUGGAAGAACUCCAAAACAUCAUCAGGGAGAUUAGAGCCCACAAUAAGGGCGGUGUUCAACCCCCUCUCUCCGCUACACCUGGCUCAUCCUCCGCGGGCCAAUCUCUGUUCACCACACUCCCCCGCAAUAGCCCGCAUACCGAGACCGCCGAGGAAAAGGAGUACAGCAUUCGUAAAGUCGAGGCUUUCGAGGCCAUUGCCAACUCGGCCGCCAAAUCUGCUGAGGCUUUGAGCCUCCUUGUCAAAAAUACAGACCAGAUGAAGGAUGGCUUGAAAUAUGUAGGAUCAGACGACGCCGAAGAGGAACAAAACUGUUCCCCUUCUCCUUCUCGAUCUACCGAAGAGGAGUCACUUCUAGCCGUCAAAGACCACUACAUCUCUCUUCUCUCCGAGCGCUACGAUUCAACCGAUAAACCCCUGAUCUCCAUCAGCGAUCGAGACGCCCUCCUCGCUCUCGCUGCCGCCCGUGAUGGCACUAUCGGCGGUCUGCUCCAACGAAAGUACAUCGUAGCGAGCACCCGCUAUCGUAAGGAGCGUAGCAGGCGCACGUCAGGCGCACGGAAUCAUGGCGCUACGGGCUCGGCGGUCAGGCUGAGAGGCCCCGGCGUGGAAGCGGCGCAGCACCGCCUUGUAACAUCAGAACUACUCGAAGAUCUUGCGGGGGAGGGUGAUGAUGGAAUGGACUUCGAUAUGUAA
This is a messenger RNA of Neurospora crassa OR74A, 1086 nucleotides long. RefSeq lists its product as hypothetical. The record is from RefSeq and is a predicted model, not a curated record. The transcript is spliced from 2 exons. Lineage: Eukaryota; Fungi; Ascomycota; Sordariomycetes; Sordariales; Sordariaceae. Bases 1 to 1086 code for a protein of 361 amino acids.